AUGGCCACUGAAUAUCAAUACAAAGAUAUUAAACAAUGUCAAUUAAUACUCUGGGUGCUGUGCGACGGAGUUUAUACUAAUGAAGAGAAAAGUAAAAAUGAAUUUGUGCAAUCAUUGGAUUUUGGAUUUAUUUAUGAUACCGACAAUUCUGGCGUUGCUUCUUUAGCUUCAAGCCCUGUGGCCUCGGCAAUAUUGAAAGCGGAUAAGAAUCAAUAUCCGCAAUUAUUUGAUUCUGUUGUUAGUAGUUCUAUUGAUUCUAUACAACGUCGUAUAGCACCCAAAGAAAAUAUAUUUUCCGCUACAAAUUUUGGAUUUGACCCUAUAGCUAGUCAAGGCUUUUAUCCAUCGGCUCAAUCGGCAAAAUUAACGUUACAACCACAACGCUCACCUACUUAUUUGGCACCUCGAGAAGAACAGCUUAGUCCUUUAAGAUAUGAUAUUAGAACUGUUCAUGAUGCCCAUUACAAAGUAUAUAAGCCUGAAGACAAAGAAGAAGGAGAAAAUAUAUUGGCAGCUUUAAGAAAAGAUCCCACAGUUGCUGCUUACUUUCAACCAGCAGUAACAAGUGUUCAAGUGGCACAUCCUAUAGAUUAUCGGAAAGAAGAGUUAAAUGAAAAAUUAGAUACUAAACAAAACUACAAGACAAAUCCUUAUAUUACAGAACCAACCAGAAUUCGGCGCUAUGCUGGAGGAAAGAAAAAAGAAAGUUUAAGAAGUAGCGAGGAAGAAGAGGACGAUCCUUACCAUUAUAAAGCAGAGUAUAUUUCCAGACCUAAAGCCUUUGACGAUAGUCCGUACAGUAGUGCCUACAAAGAAGAAAGAAACCCCAAAAACGACUAUGAGUAUCCUUAUAAUUAUGAUUCAGGAUAUGACCAUAAGGAUUAUGAAAGAAUAAAAGACUUGUCUGAAAAACAAGCUGCAGAAAUCAAACAAAAUCCCGGCAACUGUAAAGAAGUGAAAAAGGAUGGUAUGACGUGUAUGUCCUGUAAAGAUCCAAAAACAGGUGGAAACUAUGAGUCGUGUUCGUAUGUAGCUGAACCAAAAAAUAAUAAAUAUGCUUAUUCAAAAGAAAGAAAGUUUGAUAGUAACGAUGAACCCGAUGAGCCUGAAAAUGAGCAAAAAGCAGAAAAGUCAGAAAAAUCCCAAGAAUACCUUGAAGACGAGGAAGAUCCUUCAAGUACAAAGCAAUAUAAUAAUAAAAAACCUUAUUCCAAUUAUAAAAGCGAAGACACUGAUGGGGACAAUGACGACAAGUAUAAAGCUUAUUACAUACAUACAUCAGCUCCUAAACCUAGCGAGGCUUUACGAGCAACUGAUGAUGAAGAAGAUUCCGGAGAGAAUAAUGAUUCUCUCACCAAACCCUAUAAUUAUAAAAAAGCUCUACCAGGUUUCUACACUGAUAAUGAACCCAAAAAGGACGUGGAACAUGUUUUAGCAGAAUUCAAGAAAAAAGAUAGAUCAGCGUGUAAGAAAGUACAAAAAAAUGGGAUGACGUGUUUUCAGUGCAUCGAUAACAAUGGCUUAAAGCAUGAAGAAUGUAUGUAUGUAUCGGAAUCGGCGCCGAAACUGAGUCAUUUAGCUUAUCAAGAAGUUAAAGAAUUUGCUUCUAAACCUGAGACACUUAAAGGAAACGAAACCGCCGAAAGUCAAAUAGUAACAACAAUUGCUCCUGCACAUAAAUCUGCUGCCUAUGUCGUAGCCAAUAGUGGAUACGGUAGGAAGUUAAAGCGCAAAAAGGCUCAUCAGGGUACGUUAGCUGCAACAUCCACUAAUCCUGUUGUAGCUGCAUUGCCCGAUGUUAUAUCUUCAGUUCAGAAACCUUUAAGAUCUCCUAAAGUUAAGAGAAAUGAGGGUUCACAAGCUGAAAUAAAUGCCGAAAUUGUUGAUGAAACCAAUAUUGCACCUCCAGAAGAGUUUGCAAGUACCAACUCAAAGGGCGCUUUUUGGACAGAAACUAUGCCUCGAUACAGCGCAUCUUUGGGAGUCACUUUGCCUGAAUUUAUGUUAUCUAGAUCAGAACAUGAAGUACUUUUCGAUGAAGCUGUUGCGGGGGCGUAA
Messenger RNA from Parnassius mnemosyne (clouded apollo), 2058 nucleotides. The record is from the annotation of a GenBank genome assembly. NCBI's taxonomy places the organism in Eukaryota, Metazoa, Arthropoda, Insecta, Lepidoptera, Papilionidae.